AUGGCACAGCCUCGCGACGUGCCCUUCCUCAUGCGGCUGCUCGUCGCAUGGGUCACGUUCUACUACACCAUCUUCAUGGACGCCGUCUCCAGAUCUGUCGGCGGCUUGCUGGAGGCGAACGUGUUCACCGAGGAAGUGUCAUCGGCUUCUAGCUCGCGUGGCUCCAACCUCACCGCCGAGCGGAAAAGGAGGUCAGGGCUUCGCCGGCGCAGGUACCAGCUGCUGCUAGAGGACCUGGAAGGCAUGGGGGAGGAAGAAUUCAGGGAUUUGUUUCGCAUCAACCACGCAAUUCUUGACUACAUUGUCAACGGGAUGGCGCACUACAUGCAGCCCUACAUGCGCUCCUCAUGCACUUCCCGACGGCCUUCAAGCAGCAGUGGGGUCCACUUCCCGAGCCGUGACGACCUCGAUGAGAUGGCGGAGGAGUUUCGCGCCAUCAAGGGAGUCCCUGCGGUGGUGGGGGCUAUAGACGGCACACACAUACCCAUGAAGGGGAUGGAGGGGCACAGGCAAGAGUACUACACGCGCAAGUCAUGCUACGCCGUGCAGCUGCAGAUCACAUGCGAUGCUCGCGGCAUCAUUUGGGACUACUUGUAG
Molecule: messenger RNA, 597 nt
Organism: Closterium sp. NIES-65
Lineage: Eukaryota; Viridiplantae; Streptophyta; Zygnematophyceae; Desmidiales; Closteriaceae
Source: the annotation of a GenBank genome assembly